AUGGGAUUCUUACCAGACGAGGCGAAGUCUCUCCCUCCGCCGGGAAUCAUCAACAGGAACUCGAUGUGGUUGGCAGCAGUGGGCUGGUGUUCUGCGCUGAUCCAUAACGCCAUUAACCACAGGCCGCCGAUUAAAGCAGGUCAGCGUGUUUACCUGGUGGAUUUCAGACUGUAUGUAGUCUACAAAGGUGUAUUUUAGACCGGAGAGUAUCUGACAUUUAACCCUAAAACACUGUCACUAAAAUUAGUAACACCAUCACUAUUACCGGGUGAUUUUUACCUGAAAUAAUAUACCCAAGAAAAAGUACUAGUCAUAUCAAAAUAUAUCUAAAUAGGACAAUACAUGAAAAAUUAAAGUAGUUUUCUCUUGUCCAAAGGGAUGGGGGAAAAGUCCCAUGAGGGGACCAUAUAAAAAUGCAACAAAAUAACUGAAAUUAGGCAUUCAUGAACAAAAUAUUCCUAAAAAAAAAAAACCAUAAAAAUAUAGAAACUGUAAACUUAAUUUCUUUUCCUCCCAUUCCUGGGGCAUCUGAGUCUUCCCUGCUGAAGACUCAGGGUCCUUAACAGCUGCAGGAGAGAGAACCAAAAUAUGGCAGCUUUUUAUUUGGAGUGAGUAAAAAUGACCAGCUGACUCAAAUAUUUCUUAUCACCAUGUGAAUUCCCUUGAAAAUCACUACUUUGUGAUAGUCAUUCAUAACCACUGCACUAAUUAAAGAUAGCAUGCAAAUUCCAGGACCACUCUUACUGAUCUUAUUCCCUACAUGCAGCUCAACUCAACAUAACUUUAUUCUUAAAGCACAACCACAGCUGAACAAAGUGCUGUACAUAAAUAGGCAAAACAACGCAGACAGAAAAACAAUCAAAAAACAAUCAAAACAGUGGAUAAAAUAAAAGCAGAUAUUAAAAAGUAAAAUAUAGUUUCAAUGUUUUUAAAAACUAAUGUAAAAACAAUAAAAACUAAAAACAAACCAUAAAACACUAAAACAGGAGCCGAGUCUCAUGUAGGGUUGAAAGCCAAUGAAUAAAAAUGGGUAUCAGCUAUCAAAUCCACCCAAACCUACUUUACCCUCUAUCACUAUUGACAGGUGAAAAUCACCCUGUGAACACGUGCCUGUAGGAAAAAGCAGGUUUUGGACCAGAGAAACAAAUAUGCCUUCAAAGAUGUCAAAGGAAAUGCUGAGGCUACCCAGGGACCCAUGAUACUCAGACAAACGCAACAUUAUGAAAAUCACGUAAACAUGUUUGGCCCGGCGAUAGUGUUCUAGGGUUAAUAGAAAAAAAGCUUAAAAGCUGCGCAGACAUUGUGCAUUUAGCAGUUAUCCACCGUGUUGUCAUAAAGAAAUAUUACACUAAUGUGUGUAUGAAAAUGCAGCAACUACAACUAUUCCUUUUCAUUGUUUUUAUUACUAAAGGUUAAUUAAAGUGGCAGUGAGGAGAAAGGACCUACACAAAAGUGUCAUGCCUUGGUCUUAAAAUACACGAUAAAUGACCUGUUUUCAUGUUUCCCUCUUUUAGGUGUCCAUCGGCAGGUCCUCUUGACAACAGUCGGUUGGUUCCUCGGCUAUUACCUUACAAAAAGGGAAAACUAUAUUUACGCCAAACUUGAUCGAGAUAUGAACGAGUAUAUAAGACUGCAUCCAGAGGACUUUGCACCAAAGGGUAAGAGAAAUGCAGCUAAGGAGGACACAAGGGAGUUAAAAACAACUAUCUCCAUGUGUAGUUCUUAUUUUGUGCUCCACAAGGAUACUGCACUUACUCUUUAAACCUGGGGCAGGACUGUGAUCACCUUAUCCACCUUUACAUGCAGUUUAGUAAACCUCAGACCCAGACUAACUCACUGCAGAUGCUAAGUUUGUACAUGAUGAGUUGGGUGGGUUUUCAGUGUUUAGGUUAUCAACUGUUGGCUUAAGAACCAAGAAGUUUUGUUAUUGUCUACUUACUUUGCAAAAGCUUAGUGCUCUUUGCAAAAAUAGUUUCAUGUAUGAUUUUGCAAAUGAUGUACCUUUUAUCAGCUAAUAACAACUCAGAAUCUUUAAACAUGGUCAAAAUGAGGAUGUGAGGCUACAAGAUGAGUGAUUAAUGAGACUAUCUCAUUGAAUUUAAUGUACAGAAAUACAUUUGUAAGUCUUGCAGAGAACUAAAAUUAUAAGGAGCUAAAGCAUUAAUCAAAAUGUAUCUCUCUUUUUGUCUUUUAUCUCACCAGAAAAAAAGACCUUUGCUGAGAUUGUGGAGCCUUUCCAUCCUAUUCGCUAA
Molecule: messenger RNA, 2252 nt
Organism: Xyrichtys novacula (pearly razorfish)
Lineage: Eukaryota; Metazoa; Chordata; Actinopteri; Labriformes; Labridae
Source: the annotation of a GenBank genome assembly